Trichoderma gamsii is the source of this 519-nucleotide messenger RNA. Its product is annotated as NADH dehydrogenase (ubiquinone) 1 beta subcomplex 8. The record is from RefSeq and is a predicted model, not a curated record. The coding region runs from base 1 to 519 and encodes 172 amino acids. NCBI's taxonomy places the organism in Eukaryota, Fungi, Ascomycota, Sordariomycetes, Hypocreales, Hypocreaceae. Gene Ontology annotation, cellular component: mitochondrion. The transcript is spliced from 3 exons.
AUGCUCCCGCAACGACUUGUGCGAGCUUCGGCUCUGCGCAACACCCUAGCUGCCAGCCGAAGACUUCCUACGAUCCAACGACGAGGCUUUUUGCCAUCUCAAUUUUCCGACAAGAAAGUGAUUGACGAAAAGUACCCCGAUCCCGUGCGACCGAGCGAGGCCGAGGACCCUGGCAUGAAUGGAGGCUAUAUCAACCCGCCCAAGAUCAAGCGACAGUUCCGCGACCCCUAUGCUACCUGGUGGGACCCUCAGGAGCGACGAAACUUUGGUGAGCCGGUUCACGAGGAUAACGAUACGCUGGGUAUCUUCUCUCCAUGGGAGUAUACGUGGACGACUUCAGGCCCCGGUCUGAUCAUGGUUGGAACAUUCAUCGCCGUUUUCCUUUCAGUUUCAGGAGUUGUGUAUCUCAACUACCCUGACCGGAUUGCCUACCCAAGAGAGUUUGAGAAUGGCCUGGAGCGAGAGUUGGGCGGCACAGGAGCCGUAAGAGCACGAAUGGCUGGCGAUGCGGAGCCGUAA